Molecule: messenger RNA, 8574 nt
Organism: Penaeus chinensis
Lineage: Eukaryota; Metazoa; Arthropoda; Malacostraca; Decapoda; Penaeidae
Product: phospholipase D1-like
Exons: 27
Coding region: 374-4432 (1352 amino acids)
Biological process (GO): cell motility; phosphatidic acid biosynthetic process; intracellular signal transduction
Molecular function (GO): D-type glycerophospholipase activity
Source: RefSeq, a predicted model, not a curated record
CAUUAUGGUAAUUUUCCUUACGAGUAUUGAUCCCUGGCAACAUUUUCACCCAGUGUGGGGAAGUACUAGGAAGUGAUCAGCAGUGAAUGACACAUCCUUAUUUCUUUUCAUGAUGCUGAGUGUUGCUUUUAGGUGGUCUGUGUGACAAGUUGGUCAAGAGGAGAGUAUCACUGAUGUGCACUUUUGUAGUGACCUUAUUUCAGGUGUAUUUAUAAAAGCAGAGUGAGUUUAAGACUGUGAUUGAGUGUAGUUCAAAAUGUAUCAAAAUGUUUAUUUGACUUGGAGAAAUAGAAAAAAAAUGUAAAAAUUUUAAUUUGAUAGAAAAAAAGAAGAAGCAGAAACUGUACAAACUUUAUUGUGGCUGGAUUAAGCUAUGGAGCAAAAGAUGUUGAAGUUCACAACUAAUCUUGUGAGAGGUGUGCAGAGGAAGAUUAGCAAGAGAAGGCUCAAGAAUGAGAUGGAACCAUUAGCAGCAGAGAAUGAAGACACAGCUAGUCAGAAAGGAUAUGGGACAUACAAUGAAGUCAUCAGCCCUAUGCCGGAAGAGCAAGAGGAAAAGGAGAAUGAAAAGCCAGCCAAGAAGAGUGUCCAGAAUACAGGUAUGCACCAGGACCUGGAUUCCAUAGAAGGCAUGAAGUCUUCACAAACUGCAGUCAAUGGGAUGAAUGGAGAAACACAGAAACCCAAGCUCACACGUCCAACUGAACUGAAUUUGUCCACAGAUGAUACCGAUUAUAGUAUUAAUGCCAUCCAUCAACCAAAAACGUCAUAUAUCAGAAGAGAAAGAAAACAGGUUCCGCCCAUAGUGAUAACAUCUAACUCUCAGAGUCCAGUGCUAGGUUCCCCAGAUUCUGAUGGUGAUAUUCUGGGCUUCAUCGACCAUGCUGAUCCUCUUCCAGAUUCUACAGAUUAUGCAAGAACGCAUACAUACUCAAAGGUCUUCCACAUCACAAAGUACUCCGAGCUCAUGCCUGGGGUCUUCAUUCCAGAGCAGCCAGUGCAUUUGAACAUCUGUAAUGUCCAACCAUCACACUCCCAUAUCAACAUCUUCAAUAAUCAUGUCUUAGUUAUAGAUUUGGAACAUGGAGAUUUUAAGUGGUCUGUUCAGAGAAAGGUGAAGAAUGUCACUUCGCUCAAUAACAUGCUCUUCCUUCUAAGAACAAAGUUAAAGCUACCAGCUGCAACAAGAGGAGCAAGGCAGCGGAGAUUGAGCAUGCGAGUACAGAUGAAAGAGGCAGAUAGAGAGGGUGAUGCUGUUGAGACCGUUGGUACAAUCAACAGAAAGAGAUUACUCAAGUAUCCCCGACGGGCCCUUCAAACCAUGGACAGCACUGCGCAGUCAGAGUUGGAGGUGUACCUCAAGAAUCUGAUGCACCAUUCAUUGUUCCGCAGCCAUCAAGCAGUCCUUGAAUUUUUUGAGAUUUCGCCAGUAUCCUUUGUUAGUGAACUUGGCCAGAAGAUCAAGGAAGGAUAUGUUAAGAAAAGAAUUGGGGGCUACAAUGGUGGAUGCUGUAGGUGGUGCACAAGUCCAUGCACAGGAAAGUACAAGCAACGUUGGCUGGUCCUGAAAGAGACCUGCCUUUUCUUUCUGGCUCCAGAGACCGGGGAAGUGAGAGCUGUCAUGUUAAUGGAUACAGGUUUCCAAGUCUCGCGUGGUUACAGGCUCUUAGGCGUGCGUAAUGGUCUCCUGAUUUCAAAUCUGACACGGUCAUUAGUUCUAAAAUGUGACUCAGAAUUCAGCAAAAAAGAAUGGUAUGCUCACAUUACAAACACACAGCGUAAAUAUGGUACAGAUUUUACUAGUCAAGACACAAGGUACAAUGCUUUUGCGCCUGUUCGAAGUAAUUCUUAUGCAUGCUGGUAUGUAGAUGGUGCACGUUAUAUGUGGGACGUUGCUGACAUCCUUGAGUCUGCAAAGGAAGAGAUUUUCAUCACAGAUUGGUGGAUGAGUCCUGAGAUUUAUCUCAAACGUCCAGACCUGACAGGAAACCAGUGGAGACUGGCGGAAGUAUUGAAACGUCAGGCAGAACGUGGAGUAAGGAUCUUCAUCCUCUUGUACAAGGAAGUUGAGUUGGCUUUGGGAAUCAGUUCCAUUCUCACCAAGGCAACAAUCAGUAGUUUGCACCCUAACAUAAAGGUUUUACGUCACCCAGAUCACUAUGCAGGAGGGGUGCUGUAUUGGGCCCACCAUGAGAAGAUGGUUAUUGUGGACCAGAUGUAUGCGUUCAUUAGUGGCAUUGAUCUGGCAUUUGGUCGAUGGGAUGACUACAGGCACAAACUUGUUGACGUUGGUCAUGCUGGUGUUCAGAUGUCCUCCCGACCAACAGCACUGGGGUCGGCAUUGCAGCAGCUUGUGCGAGGGACAAAUGAUGUGUUGGUCAAUACAAUGACACGGUCAACACCUAGUAGCCGAAGGACUUCUCUGGAUGUUUCCUUUUCUCUUGACCAAACCCAAAGUACUACUGCAAGCUCUCUUUUCCUUAAUCCCAGUGAUUGUUCACCGACUGUGCCAAAUUCAGAGCUGAUAGAUAAUGAAACCAACACACUAAGCCAAGCGAACAGUCCAGUAAAGGGCCCAAUGACAGGUACCUCUGUCACAAGAAAAGAACUUGAUGGCGAAUGGGACAAGACUCUUGAAACUGAAAAAGAUUCGGGGAAUGAAUCCAACACUGGCAGAUCAAUAACCCUUGAGAGAAAAGUAGAGAACAUACCCCUACAGUCAGCAGAUACAAACAAGCAUCACAAAAGAGGAGGCAGUGAUGGAACCACAGAUGGAGAAACCCUCUCCAACAGCGAGGGGGAGCACAGCACAGGCAAAGUGGGGAAAAGUAUAAGGGAAGUGAAGAGAAUAGGCCUUGACUUGGUGGAGGAAGUGAAGGAGAAAGGAAGAGGGGUGCGUGCUUGGACGGCUAACAAGAUUCCACAGCUGCAACGGAAAAACCUUUCUGAUUUGGAAAAUACUGACAGCUCCUCGUCUAGUGAUGGAGAGAAGGAAGAGCCAAAGAAAAGUUUCUACAAACGUCAUCGUCACAGACUAGGCUACAAGAACAGACUGGGCAGUUGUUCAUCUUUAGCCCAGGCAAACAGUGCUCUUACUGUAGAAGACACAACUUCUGUUCACCUUUGGGUUGGUAAAGAUUAUGUCAAUUGGAUAAGCAAAGAUUUGAAUAACCUGGAUAAACCAUUUCAAGAUAUUGUUGAUAGGCAUCAGACACCACGCAUGCCUUGGCACGACAUAGGUCUCUUUGUGGAGGGACCUGCCGCUCGAGAUGCUGCUAGGCACUUUAUUCAGAGGUGGAAUGCUGUAAAAACAGAGAAGGCAAAGCCAAAUAGGAAGUACCCUUACCUCCUUCCAAGAACCUAUGAUAAAAGAUCAUUCCAACCAUCCAAGCUUCAAAGAAAACAUAAAGUCAGCGCUCAGGUUUUGCGCAGCGUUGGGAAAUGGAGUGCUGGGUUAGAAGAGGAAGAGGCUAGCAUUGCUUCUGCUUAUGUCAGCCUUAUUCGUAAUGCAAAACAUUACAUUUACAUAGAAAAUCAGUUUUUCAUUACAUGUGCAAGCAGUAAUGGCUCAAGAGAUGUGUCAAAUUAUAUUGGGCAUGAAAUUGUGGAAAGAAUUGUCCAAGCUCACAGCAAUAAUGAGGUCUUCAGGGUGUUUGUCCUGCUUCCACUUUUGCCGGCUUUUGAAGGCAUGAUUGGCAAGUCAAGUGGUGUAGCUAUGCAGUAUAUUGUGUAUUGGAACUAUGUCAGCAUCUCAAGAGGAAGGAACAGCUUGAUUCACUGCCUGAAGGAAAGAGGAGUUGAUAACUGGGAGAAAUAUAUAUCAUUCUGUUCCCUGCGGACACAUGAAUGCCUGGAGGGUCGACUCGUCUCAGAACUUAUAUACAUCCAUUCAAAGCUGAUGAUUGUGGAUGACCGCUUUGUCAUUGCUGGUUCGGCUAAUAUCAAUGACCGAAGUCUUAAGGGAAACAGGGACUCUGAAGUGUGUCUGGUCCUGGAGGACCAUGAGUUUGAGGAAGGCAUCAUGAAUGGACAGAGCUACGAGUGUGGAAUUUUUGCCGGAAGCAUGAGAAAGUACCUCUUCAGUGAACAUCUUGGUAUUGCAGAUGAUGAGUCACCUGUCAUAGAUGUCACAGACCCUGUUUCAGAUUCCUUCUUUAUCAACAUUUGGUGUGACAUAGCAAAGAAAAACACACUUAUAUAUGAGGAGGUCUUUUCAUGUUAUCCCUGUAAUAGCGCCACUACUUUUGAAGAAGUAGACAGAUUGCGCAACUCAACAUCAAAAGCAGAGUUGAAUCCUUCUGAAGCUCUUGUGAAAGUGAAGGAAAUCCAGGGACACCUGGUGUGCUUUCCCUUAGAUUUCCUGAAAGAUGAGAUUCUAAAACCAGGUGUAGGUAAUAAAGAGUAUCUUUUGCCCAUGGAAACCUGGACGUAGGUUUGAAUGUUGUUAACAAGAUAAAUUAUAUUAUCUAAAGGAUUCAGACUCUGUUGUCAAUAAUAGAAAUAUAUUACCUUUUACAUUUCUGAAAAGAUAGAGUGAGUGGCACGAGGUCUUUUACAUGUAUUAUUCAGUUCUUUUGCAUGUUAAUGUGAAUUUAAUUAUUUAUAAAUUGACUGGUUCACUAAGAUAUUUUAGUAUUAUUGAUAUAAAGGCAGUCUAGUAAAUAUGUGAUUAUAGUUUAUUGAGAUUGGUAUAUUGUCUUUGACUGUUUAGAAAAGGUAGCCUAAUAUUUCAGUGAUUUAUAUUAAAGUUAUAUACGUAUUUUUUAUAUGUUUCUAUUUUUAUAUGUGCAUAUGUGUGUGUGUUUGAUUGUAGUGUCUGAAUCUAAAUGCUUUAGUACAUAUGUGUGUGAAUGUUUUUCAUUUACAUGCAAGUGGUCUGAGUGUAGUAUUUAUAUAUCAAAUGAUUUUACUAAUUGAUUGAGCUUUUAUUAAUUUCAUGUUACAGUUUUAAUGAUGUGCAUAUGAUCAUGAUUACAGUGAACUAAAUGAAGAUAUGAUAAAGAGUAACUUUUAGUUUGGAUAUCCAAAGAUAUUGCAUAGAGAUUUGUGAAUAAUCCAUGAAGACAUUGUUUAGAUUAAUUGAUUUUUUAAUGCUGCUAGUGUUUAUAUAAGUGUAGGACGUAUAAGAAGCUAUGGAGUAGUCAGCAUGAUAUAUAAGUUAAUUUCCUUAUAUUCAUUCAAAAUAACAUUUUCACAUAGCAUAUACGCAUAUCAGAUAAACAUAACAUAUACACAUAUGAUAUACACACAACAUAUACGCAUAUCAUGUACACACAAAUACUUAUAUACACACAUACAUACAUACCAUAUAGACACAUGCAUAUGUAUAGGGACUUGGAGAGCCAGCCAGGGCCCCAGGAUAAAUCAUGGGUUGGAGAUCAAUUCUUUUCUUUUUCUAAUCAGUUUUUACUUAUGAUAAUGAUUAUGAUGUUAAUUUCAGUAACUUAAUGCUUUCUUAAUGUCAAAAUCAGUGAGGACGUUGCUGAAGUCUAUUUUUCUAGCAGCUUCAUUUUCAAUGCAUAAAAUUGCCAGAUCUGUCAGCCUCCCUUCUGUCAAGUCAAGAAGUUAAUAUCAAGGAAGAAAGACAAUUGUGGGCCCACUACCAUGAAAUUAAAACAAAUUUUGUAUUUCUCACUGCUAGAUCGAAGAAUUAUUUUAUUGUUUCAGUCAGUUGUUUGCACAAGGCAAAUAUUCAGCGAAAUAAUGCAUAGAAACAACAAAUUUUGUCUGGCCCCUGGAGUAUUGCUCUUUUUACACCCAUCUUGACACUAUUACCUAUGCACAUAUAUAUAUAUAUAUAUAUAUAUAUAUAUAUAUAUAUAUAUAUAUAUAUAUAUAUAUAUAUAUAUAUGUAUAUAUGUAUACACAUAUAUACAUAAAUGACAUGUAUUCAUAUAUGUUUUUAUGAGUAUGUAUCUAAACAAGUUUUAUUUAUAUCAGAAUGAUAUGCAUUUAUUGAAUGCAGAUGUAUAUAUUUUAGAUAAUUUGUUAUAUAUCAUGUGUAUUUGUUAAAAAAGUAUUACAGAUAUUAACCCAAAGACACCAGAGGUGGCAUGUAUGUACACGCCAUACCCACUGUGGGUUUGAUUUAUUAAUUGUUUUUUCACGUAGAUGGCUCCAGAAGUACGAAGCCACCAAUGAGCCAAUUACAAGUACUACCUAGCUCACCUGUUUACCCUAGUCCUUGCUUUUCAAAAAAAAAUUCUGGUAUCUAAUAUUGCUCCUAUUAAUAUCAGUAACAUUAUGAUAAUUAUAAUAUCUACAAUGAAAAUCAAAGCAUGGAUAUUGAUAGCAUUAGUAAAAAGAAUUGUUUUUUCCUGCAAACUCAAAGAAAGGUGAAAUCAUGUGAGUCCUUUUAAGCUAAGCAUUUGCAGAGCCAUCUAUGUGCAGAGACAUUUCACAAAACAGUACUACAGGAAACACAACGCUUUCCUGGAGACAAUGGGUUAAAUAUGGUAUUGUAUUGGGCAGCACCAGCAGUUUUGCGGGUUAAGUCCUUUUUCACUUGAAGAUGUUGUAGAAAUUUGCAUUGGUAGCAGUUUCUCAACAUCAAGAUGUUUUGUAUAUUUUAAUGGGCAAAUAUGAUGUGUAUGUUUUAAACUGGAAUAAGCAUAUAUUAUAUAUAUUUUUCUGGGUCUUUUGUUAUUCUGGACUGAUUUGCAGCACUUCAUAUGAUAUAAGAAGUAUACCAUAGUAUCACCAUUUAAAAUAUGUUUUCAUUCACAUCUUCAGUUUAUUGUUUUGAUAAACUAUUUGCUUUGUGCCAAGUCAUCGAAGUACCAUUUGUCUAUUGCAGUCCAUAAAGGAGACAGUACAAAUAAUAGAAUUUUCACCAUUUCAACUCUACUUUUUGACUAUAAUUGCAAGAGUAUAUAUGAAUAUUGGAAAAAUUAUCAGAAGAGGGUUUUGGGCUUUGCUAUCACCUGCAAAGAGUAAUAGUGAGUCAUAAGAUUAUUUGUUGGUAGAUAUGUUGUAUAUAAUAGAGUAUAAUGAUUUCAAAUUUCUGAAAGUGCUGUGUUGUUUGUUUAUGAUCUCGAGAAGCAUAUAUGUCAAGGGCUUAAGAAUGUAGUUAUUACUAAUCUGCAUUUAAUGUUAUGCAGGAAGAAUAUUUUUCCUUGUUGAUGCCUGGGUUUAUGAUAUCUUUUAAUAAUUUGGAUUUUAGGAAGGUGAAUAGUUGGUGGAAGUUAUUUUUAAUAUGUUAGGCUGUGCAUUUUGUUGAUUAUAUCCAAAUUUGGUACUGAGAGUGAUAUUGUGAAGGACAUUUUUUUUUUUUUUUUCCUGGUGUAGGUUUAUAUGAAAAAAAUAUAUAUCUAGUCUGAUUUCCUUUUCCAUUGCUUAGUCUCCAACAUCACCUUCAAGUGAAUAAUUUAAGGUCUUUAAUAUAAUUUUGCAUUUAAUGUCAUCUGAAAUGUGCACAGUUAAAAUCAUAAAGCUGAACAUUUGUACCAUGGUUUGCCUUUUGGAAAUAACUGGUUGUGAAAGUGAAUUUUUGGUGUGGAUGAUGUUGGUGCUAUGAAUAGGUUUUGAUAGUUAUCUCUGUUAUUUACUAGGAUCAUUCAUAAGUUAAAGUUUCUUUUUCAUGUUAAAGGGUGGUUUCUAAUUCUGGCUGAAACUACUAAAAAUGUAGCGUUCUGGUGUGGAAGACCACAUAUAAUUGAAGAGUUAGGCACUGUUUCUGUAUUUUGGACUUGAUUUCAAUACCUGUUUUAUAUAAUGGUUCAGAAAUAAAAAUGAUAGUAAGAACAGUUAUGCUGCUUUUAAACUGCAAAAUGCUGUAAUUUUCAAAAAUAAAUACACUUACACUUACACUCACACUCACACUCACACUCACACUCACACUCACACUCACACUCACACUCACACUCACACUCACACACUCACACUCACACUAUAGGAGUUAAAAGAAUGGCAUAUAGUAAAGGUCUGGUUACAAUUUCAAAUAAGUGUCUUUACACACACAAAAAUGAAAAAUUUGUUUUAAUAGAGUGUUAGAGAAUUCUUUUUUUUUUAUAAUGAAAUGUGUUUGUGUUGUCAUGUGCCUGUGCUUAUAUUUCAUUUAUUUAUGUAUUUAUAUAUUUAAUGGUAGUCCUUUUCUUUUAUUUUCAUUAAUUGCAAAGAGAUUGUGCACAUAGAAGUUGAUAUUUUUGUGGGAUUCUUUUAUUGUAUUUUCUUAAUCUUUUGCUAUUUUCAAUGUUUUAUUACUGGUUUAUAUCUUUAGAAUUAUAAUUGACUGUGUUUUAUUGUUUGAACUUAGUGAUAUUAUGUUAAUAGAGUUUUUGUUUGUCUUAUAUGUACUGUACACAUUUUUAUUAUACAGCAGCUUUUCACUUAAAAAGAAUUUCUUAAGUAUCUAUUUCAUGGUUGUCUUGUAUGCUCUCUCAAAAGUGUCCUUCCAAAGAUAUUUAUGUUUUAAUUUAUCAUUAUCACUAUGUUGAUUGGUAGAUGAGUUAAUUCAUUUAUUGUUAGUUGAGUUUAUGCUUUAUACUGUAUAAAAUGAUUGAUUUGAAUAUUAAGCAUUUCCAAUUACAGUUUGUUGGUAUAUAGAUGAAAAUAAAUAAGUCUGUGAAAAAAUAA